Messenger RNA from Schistocerca cancellata (South American locust), 18395 nucleotides. It is a transcript of the gene Dhc16F, whose product is annotated as dynein axonemal heavy chain 6. Gene Ontology annotation, molecular function: minus-end-directed microtubule motor activity; ATP binding; dynein light intermediate chain binding. Gene Ontology annotation, cellular component: dynein complex. The record is from RefSeq and is a predicted model, not a curated record. NCBI's taxonomy places the organism in Eukaryota, Metazoa, Arthropoda, Insecta, Orthoptera, Acrididae. Gene Ontology annotation, biological process: microtubule-based movement. The coding region runs from base 1 to 18324 and encodes 6107 amino acids. The transcript has 110 exons.
AUGCACAAUAAGCUACCUGUACAUACAGCACAAAGAAAAGAGAAGAAGGAGGUUACUGAUAUUAUGAAACCAACAAGCAUGCUAGAAGUAGCUGAUCAGAGGUCCUUAAUUGAAUUGGUACAACGUAAUAAGAAGAUUGGUUUUCUGUACAUGACAUAUGCUGUACCAAGGUCAUCAAAAUUUUUCACCCCUUACUGCUUAAGAGUGGUUCCAUACAAAAAUAUUGAUAAGCAGAAUUUUCUGACAAUAAGUUCAGAAGGAGUGACCCAAUUUUAUCCUGGUGAUAUGGUAUUUACUAGUCUUCAGCAGUGGGAAUAUGAGUAUGACAGAUAUUGUAACUUGAUAUUAAUAAAAACAUUCUCUAUGUUUCGCAUGUGGAAAGGCUUUUAUGUCUGGAGAAAGAAUGUAAAAUGGAAGAAAAUUCAUGAUGCAAGAAAAUCCCUUAAUGAACUGCUUUUCUUGCUGAAUCCAGCCUUACGUAAAGCAUUACUAGACGUUCAGCUUGCUUGUAAUAAGAUGGUUGAAGUAUAUUUCACUGACUUUAGUAAUAAGGAAAAGAAUAUCUUAUUUGAAUUCAUGAAUGCUCAGAUGAAAAACCUGGUUAUAGUUCGUGAACAGUUACUUGAAUAUAGAGACAUAGUUAAAGAACUUAUUAAUUGUGCUUGUCACAAAGCGCUCCUGUCUGUUGGAUUCACCACAGACGAUCACAAUUUCCUGAUUCAGCCAACUUCAUCAGCAACAAGUGGAGCAAAACGCAGUGCUAAUUCACAGUUCCAGAUGUCUUACAUGAAGCAGAUCAAUAAGCGACGGUUCUGCACAAGGCUUACAAGUUUCAUACAUUUAAUCGAUUUAAUGAUGGUGGGAAUGUUACAUGUUCUUGUGGUGAGAUCAUUGCUUGACCUAGAUAAAACAUUACAAAUGCACCUGCACUUUUUGCCUAAUGAUGAGGCUCUGAAUUCUUUGGCUACAGAUGUUAACAUUGCUCCUCAGAGACCCUCCAGCAUCCCUCAGCUACCUCUCUUUAUUAUUAACCUUCUCAUUGAUGAGCACACAUUACUACUUGAUCCUCCUGAGCGUGCCUAUAUUGAGUCUCUAAGUCAGUUGAUGGACUUCUGGGAAGAAACAGUAAUAAAUAUAAACACGUUUCUUCCAGAUCCAUAUUUCAAACCGUUCACUGAGCCCAUGAUAUGUGGAAAAGCAGAAGGAAGACUCUGUGGUACAGGACCUGAAAUUGAUGUCAUCCUGAAAGAAGACAAACAUCGUCUUGAUAUUCGCACAAAUAUUAUAUUAAGCAUUCAUAACAAUUUUGAAGCAAUUAAUAAAUAUAUUCAGAGAUUUCAGUUUAUUAGAGAAUUUCACACUGUUAACACAGCAACUGACAUGGAAUCUAUAACUAAUGAAACAGGUUAUUGCUCCAACAAUUAUAAAUUGAGUUACUUCCUUUAUGGUAUCUGCAUACAUUUUGUGCAAUAUGUUGGCAAUUCACGAGGCAUCAUGUUAACCUUCUUCUGUUCUGUAAUAAUGAACUAUUGUAUGUGUAAGGACAUCACUACAGAAGUUCAGUUGGCUUUCAGAAACUCAAUAUGUGUGAAACUUGUAACUUCUUUUUCUGACAGUUAUUUAACUGAGCCUUGCUUAAAAUUUUUAACACAAAUGCUAAGUGGUUCUCCGUUGUUGCCCACCUUGUGGGCAAAAAUUGUGCUGAUGCCAUAUAAUGAAGUGCAAACUUCAAGUGCUAUUCAUUUGCUUAUAUCAAAGAGUAGCUGUAGGGCUUCUGAAGGGGAGGCACUGCUACAACUUAUAAAAGCCUGCAUUUGUGCUGAAUACCACGAAUUUCUUUGUUUCAUUGCCAAGACGAAGUUUAAUGAAAAAUAUGUGGUGGUUUCUUUGAAUCUGACUGUCGAAAAAGCAAUAUUUUCAGCUAUUCAUUAUCAACCACUUAGCGCAUUACUUCGGCAUGCUAGGGCUGUCGUGCCAUCUCAGUUGUGCUCUGAAUUGUUUAUGCUCAUGACACUGAGUGACAUGAACUAUAUAAGCCUUUACUUCAUCUUCAUGCGUAUCAGAUUCGAACCUGUUAAUUUGAUCCUCCCAGCAUUUUCAUUUUCCUUGUUGUCCCAUUUUUCUAAUGUGUCCAAAAUGCUCUAUUCAGUCAUGAGAUCAUUUCAUCCUUCAGCUCUUUAUGAUGUGAUUCAAGUAUUGAAAACAGUAUUUGCAUCCAAUUUGGUGCCUCUACCUUGCCACUUAGCCUUUCAACCAGCAUUGCGAUGUAAUGCAGGCAGCAGCAGCAAUUAUGGUUGUGAGAAUGGUGGUGAUAUUGCCUACUGGAGUAGCUCAAGGGAGGGCUGGGUACUAGUGAGCACAGGCAGUAACUUACAGUUUCCACAUUCGCGAGGAAAUCUUAACAGUGUUCACACACUGGUUUUGGCAUAUGUCACUGUGGUAUCCUUUUCCCGGCUGAUGCACUAUAUGUGGGGUGGAAAGGAAGUAAUGGAACUGGGCUAUUGUAUUCUUUGCUUCUUCAUUAUGACUGUCAAUCCUUUUUCAUUCUCAAUGACACUGUGCAUGGAGUCAAGUUCCAGAGUUGUUGUUCCUUCCUUCAAUGAAUUCCAGUACUUGUUGACACUGUCAGGGGGUUAUUUGUCUUGUAAAGUGUUAGUACAUUCAAAUGAUAGCAUUUCUCCUUUUUUGUUUACUGUAUUUAAAAUAAACAUGAAAUAUCAUGAGUAUGUGCAGUCAUUUAGUAUCAGUAUUGAAAUGAUAGCUAAUGUUGGUACAUCAGUCACCAUCUGCAUGAAGAUAAAUCAAAGAUUGCCAAAAAUCACUUCAUAUACUCUUCCUCUUUCCUGUUCUGUCUCUUGGUAUGGCUUUGCUGGAUUCCUGAAUGCCUUCCAGAACUAUGUGGAUGAUUGCCUUGAUAUCUCAUGUGAAAAUCUCUGGGGAAAAUUUGUGCUUGUUCUUUCUGACUGUUCUCACAUAGGUCCAGCGCCUCGUAGUGGCAGUGCCCUGCAGUUGGCAUCUGAGGCAGAGGAGAUGGCUCUGGUAGCAGUACUGGUAGCAGUAUUGGAGAAGCUGCACCAGCUUCAUUCACCAGUGAUGAGGGAUCCCUUACAUGUCUUCUCAGCGACACAGCUACCUCAAGUGAUCCAUCGAGCGACGCAGUCUGCCUUAGUGAUGUCUGUGUCCUGGCUGGAGUUGUCUGGUCAUCCACAUGAAGGUGUUGCAGAGAAAGCAGUCACACCAUUGAGAGAUGACAUCAGGAAUCCAUUUUGGGUGACGACCAAACCCGUGAACCCAGACAGUCACUACAUGCCAGAAACAGGACAAUGCCUGCAUGGACUGGCAUCCCUGGUUGGGCCGCAGGAGAUGAAGGAGCAUUCGGGAGUAAUGACAGGGCAGCACCAGUGUCGAUUUUCCGGUGCAAAACCUUCUGAUAAACCUUGCUUAUUUGGUGCAAAGGAGAUUGCUGAUACACAGUUGACAUGCAUGUCAGCAGCUGGAAUAUGCUGUUGGAAUUUUGGGUUACAAAUGGGAGACCAAGGAUUACUAUGUAAUUACAAUAUGGCUUAUGAAAACAUUAUUGGCAGAAUAAUGUGCACAUGCCUAGCUUGUAGGCAAAAACAAUCAGAACAACUUAGCAGUCUGCAAAAAUAUAUCAGACUUCAGCUAAAGAAGGAUCUGGAUGUUGUAAUGCUUGAGCAUGAACUUCAUUGUCUGGUGCUAUCUGAUCAUGUCAUGUAUAAAUUAUUCUGCAUGCCUUGCACAUCUGUGUCCAUGAUGCAUAACUGCCAGAUGUUGCAUUAUGAAUUUGAAGGAACUCUAAACAAGCAGCCACCACAGGCAUUUUUAUGGCAGAAUGUUCACUUAAAAGUGGAUGAUUCUGAUAUUUCACAAUCAGUGGAAUUGGAGCUAAUCAUGUCAUGUAUUGGUGAUUAUGUGCACGAUAGUUCACAAGAACAAGUCAAUUGGCAUUUUCUACCUGGGCCUUGUGUGUCUGGGACCCAUGAUGCAAAACUUAUCUAUCAGAUUGUGUGCCAGCUUGUGCUACUGCUCAAGCUGUCAUUUCCAGAGCUUGAGAAACUGAUGUAUCCUUUCCCAUGGUGCGUAGCAACCUUGUCAAACAUAUGCACUAUUAUGUUGACUGAUGUGUUCAUAUGUCGGGCAGAAUUACAAGAAUUUGUCUGUAGUAUUAUAAUAAAAAGUACAAGUCAUCACUGGGUCUACAUUUGCAAGAUACACAAUAAUUUUAACAAUCUUAACACUGAGCAUCCACAAAGUCUCUCUGCAGCAGUUAGCCUCAUGUGUCUUAUUGUGUGGGGCAUUAUAGGUUGGCAGCAUGUGUUUGGUGGUCCAGCAGUGUGGAAGAGUUGUUCUGUGCAUGAGGAAACUCCAUGGAGCAUGUCAGAAGGCAGUUUAGAUUGUAUCUUUCUGCUUAAAUGUGUGCAUAUUGUGUUGCCACCAGGCGAAAGUGUUCCUAGUAACAAGAUGUCAUCAAUGCCUCUAACUUAUGUGGUGGCAAUCCAUUCGACCCUGGCAGCAACGGAGGUCACUCACAUGGACACAACUGUCAACACCACCGAAGCUGACCAGACACCAAUGGCGACUGCCACCCCAGAGGGCAACGCUGACACCACCCCCGACGUGACGAUGAAACUGAACGAUCUGGAGGCUACGUGUUUGGUUAGCGCCCAGGUUGGCAAGAAAACCCAAGAUGUUGAGAAUGAUCAACGCACCAACAAAGAAGCGGAUUCUAAAUCAAUGGGAAGCGACGACAACACCGGAUUACCAAUCUCCAGCUCUUCCUCAGUGACUGUGGCAAAUGAAAGGGCUGACGUUUCUCCUAAAAAACACAAAAAGCGACAGAUCGCUCACAAGGAUGCUGAGAAAACAGCUCCACUGCUGUGCGAGAAAGGUGCGCAAAUUGCCCACGAAUUAAUGGACGUAACUCUUGGCAGGACAGAUGCAAAGCAAUUGAGUGGCUACAACCAGGCGAUAGCAGUGACCACGCCGAACUCUGGGGUUGGAAAUCACACUGCAGCAGACAAGGAUCGGGUCUCUAAGCAGCUUCUGGGAGAGGGGCGAACAGAACAAUGUCCAAUGGGAAAGGGCUCAGAUCAGAAGAUGGACAUGUCAAAUGCAGGCAGCUGGGCUGAUGAUAUCGAGGACAUGUCGGUGGAUCGAGGACUGACUACGUCUGAACCACAAAGGAGGCUAUGCCAGCGGGGAGAGCAUAAUUACUUCUGUGAUGCAGACAUCGCGAUGCUGCAAGAGGUGGCUCACCAUUUCCUACCCGACUUUCCUGGGUAUGACGUACCGACAAAUACCAUCCCAGAUAGCUCCUCAGGCACAGCUCUGUUGUUCAAAGAGGGUAUUAUUGUCUUGGACGUGGAAAGACUAGAGUCUGGCAGAGGAAUCUCGUGCCUUAAUAAUGGAGUUCGAUUGACAAACAUCUAUGCUCCCUCGGGGAAUCAAAAUAGAGCUGCCAGAGCACAUUUUUAUGCUACUGACUUAUUGUGUCUUUUACAGAGGAAUGAGGAGGACGUGAUCGUUGGCGACAGAAUUUAUGUAGGAAAAUGCCUGCGGGACAAGAUCUGUGUAACAGAGACGUGGCUGUUGUACUUCUCCAACCACGAGGCAUAUCACUGUACAAUCCGAAUGGUACGGCGGGGAACGUACAGUGGCAGAGCAGGUUGGAAGCUGAAUGUUUCAAUACUCAAUGGUCAAGGUUUAAGAGAACGGGUGCAGGAAGUAUGGGAUCUCUGCUCACGGCGCCAACAAACUUUCCUGUCGGUCACACUGUGGCGGUGCCGCUGCGCAAAGCCCAAACUUAUUAAUUGCCUGAAAUUGUACAGCUAUGAAAGGAGCCGGCAGCAGGAAGAGCUUUUCAAAAUUUAUUUUCGAUGUCUCCGUGAGCUGUAUUCUGCUCCUCAUGUCACACAGGAGAACUUUGUACAGAUCAAAAGGAUUAAGGCGAAGCUAACACUAUUGAAACGAAGACAACUGGAAGGAAUUAAAAUACGUUCUCGCGAUAGUAACAGCGCCUAUGAUGAAAGCCCAUCCUCCUUCCAUCUUGCAAAAGAGAAACGCUGCGCGAGACAGAAAUUGAGUCACCGAUUAAAAACAGAAGAUGGCAGUGUCACCACAACCCAGAAUGAGAUAAAGGAAUAUAUAACCGACUAUUACCGACGGCUGUACAUGUUAGAGCCCACGAAUGACAAGGCAUUUACGACCAUGAAAAACUACCUUACAGCGACCCUCAAUGAGAUGGACAGACGACUAUUACUAAGUGAUGUCACUGAGGAAGAACUUCGGGAGCCUUUGAGGAAGGCUCAGGGGCAGACAAUCCCUGUGGUCAACAGCAUUUCCAAGCAAAUAAUGACGGAAAUUGGUUGGUAUAUUUGGAGGGGCAAAAUAUUCAAAGUGGGAAUUAAUGUUAUUACUCUCCCACCAGGGAAAGUGGGCCUAGGGCUAAUAGAUGUUGAAAUUAAAUGCAAGGCUCUUCUUAUACAGAGAACUAUUCAUCUGUUUCAAGACUACCCAGAUAGCGUGCUCCAUAUGGCCCUACGGAUGACAGCUAGACAGACAAUCUCCAUCACAUCGGUGUUGCAACCUGAUGGCACUUACUACCCCAUCACAAAGAAAAAUAUAUGGACAUGGCUGACAGGACAUACUCUGCAUUACCUAAUUAAAGCCGAAGAUGCGCCAUCUUACCAGGGCUACAAGGUAUAUCUAGCCACACAAGCACAACUGCUGAUGAAGGAUGACAAAUACAGACAAAAAAGCCAGGCUGAGAAGGUAGAAAUUGGUGAGUGCAAGGAUGGGUUGAAGGGGAGGAAGGAGACCCAAAAAAAAUUUAAAACAAAAAUUAAAAAAAGUGUUAUGGAGAAAUUUAGAAAACUUCUUACAUCCUAUCAUCAACAAAUUGAUGAUAUCAAUAAACUCCAGGAUUCUCAAGAUAUUGGGAUUUUCCAGUUAGUCUUUGAGAGAUUAAAGGGAACUGUAUUGCCAGUUACGACAGCUUUAUUAGGUGCAGUUGAGCUUACGUUACCACGAAUAUCAUUAACAUUAAAAAAUACACUCAUGUCAGAGUUUGCAUUCCAGUGGUUGUUGUGGGUAAUUGACUUUCAUUACUAUUUGAUUCUGUAUGAAGCCUCAGAAUUUGCAGUUAUUUUACUUGUUGAGCAGAAACUACGACCUGUUCUCGUACAUCCUUGCUCAAAACUCCCUACUCUUUUGCUAACAAAAACACCUGGAAUUAUAGCCAUUUUGAAAUUCCUGUUUUGUCCAGCACAAUUGACAGAAUAUGCUACAAUAUUCUUCAGACCAUUAUUCAGUCGUACUGAUCUUGGCGUAUUCACUUUAUUUUACAUUGAAACUUUAAAUCUCAAAAUAACUCAUCAUAAUAGUAAAUUAUAUCAUUUCAGUGAUUUAAGUGUGAAGGAUGUAGUAAUUCCUGUACUACGUGAUUUGAGAUGUAUUUCAGACACAACACUCUCAGGAAACAUUAUUUAUUUUUUCUUUCAUGAGAAGUUGAUCUUUCUACUGUGGUUAAACUUUAUAAAUGACUUGUCAAUCUCUAAAUUAGUUGGAAAUAGAAUUCUUUAUCUAAAUAUUGGCACUUCACUCAAAAUAGAUGUUAUUAAGUCUGUCUGCCACAAACUACUGUGGUGGAAGCUUCUUCUUUCACACCAGGAAGAAUUGAUAGCUACUUGUAUAAAUGACAAAUUCAGGAGUAAUUCAGAUGGAGUUAAGGUUAUUAUCCUUUGUGGAAACAUGAUCAACUGGAACCCUGACAAAAUGAUAUUACAACCACAGAGGAAUAGAUGGUUUGUUAAAGAGACGAAGGAAGGGAGAGUAGAUUUUAAUGUACUAUUGCAGAGAGGGUCAUCAGGGCUUCUGCCAAAACCAUCUGCCCAGUGGGCACAGGUUCUUCAGGAUCUCAAAGGACUAUUUUUAAAGCCAAUGUGGCUAAUGAAGGUAAAUAAAUAUUCACAUUUCCUGCACAUUUUAAUUGGCAAAGAAAAGAUAGAUGACCUUGUUACUGAAGCUGGAGAAGCCCAAGCUUUUCUGGAACUGGAACCAAGGACAACGAUACAGUUUGUUGAAUAUCUUACUUUCCUUGACUCAGCUCAGCAUAAGGUUGAUAUGAUGGAAACUCAGAUGGAUUAUUGUAAGGAGCUCUAUGACAUUAUUGAUGAAUUCCAGAUACCAUGUGCACCGGAAGAUCAAGUAAAUUACUUGGGCUUCAGUGUAACUUUAUCAGCACUUCGUAGUGUGGUAGAUGGAAAGCUAACUGAAUAUCCAAAAAUACUGAGCAAGUUUGAUGACCAGAUAAACAGAGACAUAAGUUCAUUAUUCUCUGAUGUUGGAGAUGUGAAGGAUGAGGUUACGCAACCGUGGUUGAUUGAUGUGAACUCAAACCCAGAAGAAGUUAAGCUGACCCUGAAUAUGCUCAGUGAGCAACUGGCAGAAUUCCAGAAAAAGGCAGCUGAAUACAGAGGAUACCAGAGACAAUUCAAACUGGAAAUCACAAAAUUUGAACUUUUAGAUGAAGUCCUUAAUGAUGUCAAAUUACGUCAACUUCUGUGGGAGAGUGUUGAGAAAUGGGACAAGUUAAUACAAGAGUGGUAUGAAGCUGAUUUCAGCACAUUGGAUCCAGAGGAAAUGAAUGUGACAACAAUGCGCUUUAUUAAGAACAUUCUGCAACUGGAAAAAGGAUUACCAGAAAAUUUGAUCCUUCCUCAGCUGAAAUAUAAUGUUGAACUAAUGAAAGAUAAGAUGGCAGUGGUCACAUAUUUACGUAAUCCAUCAUUAAAACCACGUCAUUGGCUCCAAAUAGAAGGUGUACUGAAGUAUAAAUUUCCUACAGAAGAGCCUAUUACAUUGCGUUUGUUGGAAUGUAUAGGAGUUUUCACAUUUCCAGAUGAACUUCAAGAAAUUUCAGGGCAGGCAAGCUCUGAAUCUGGAUUGGAAUCAUUGCUACAGAAAGUCGAAGAUGCAUGGAAAACAAUUGAAUUUGUUGUCUUACCUCACAGGGAUAGCAAGGAUGUGUUCAUUCUUGGAGGGCUUGAGGAAAUACAGCAAGUUUUAGAUGAUAGUAAUAUUAAUAUGAGCACAAUAACAAGUUCACGUCAUGUGGGGCCUAUCAAGCCAAGAGUGGAUGAGUGGGCCAGUCAGCUUCAGUUGUUUAGUAAUACUUUGGAUGCAUGGAUGCUAUGCCAACAAGGAUGGAUGUAUUUAGAGUCUAUUUUUUCUGCUCCAGAUAUACAAAGGCAAUUGCCUCAAGAAGACAAGAUGUUUAAUAUUGUUGAUAAAUCAUUUAAGGAUAUAAUGAGAAGGGCUGCAGAGAAUCCACUGGCUAUGCAAGCAUGCACAGCUCCAGGUUUACUGGAGACAUUCAAUAGAAAUAAUGUCCUACUUGAUCAAAUUAUGAAAUGUUUGGAGGCUUAUCUGGAAACUAAACGUGUUGCAUUUCCACGAUUUUAUUUCCUUUCCAAUGAUGAACUUCUAGAAAUUUUGGCACAGACGAGAAACCCAUUUGCAGUACAGCCACAUUUAAGAAAAUGUUUUGAUGCUAUUGCAAAACUGGAAUUUGGUGUGCAUGAGAAGGAGGGAGAAUCUGGUGAAACAGCCGCAACAGUAAUGACUACUGACAUUGUAGCAAUGAUAUCACCAGAAGGAGAGAGAGUAGCUCUUGGACAGGGUUUAUAUGCAAGAGGAAAUGUUGAAGAUUGGUUAGGGAAAGUUGAAGAAUACAUGUUCCUCACUCUUAGAAAGCGAAUGAAAUUUGCUAUUGGUGACCACAACAAUAGUGAAAGAGAAGUUUGGGUGGUUUCCCAUCCAGCACAGAUUAUAUUGACUGUAUCUCUUAUAAUAUGGUGCGAGAAUGUACAUCUUGUAUUUAUGCCAGACAAGAAUAUUAAGCAAGCCCUGGCUGCAUUUGAAAAGAAAUGUUUUCAGGAUUUGAACAGUCUUGCAGCAAUGGUGAGAGGUGACUUAAGUAAACUAAAUCGAAUGAUAAUCUGUUCACUUAUUACAAUAGAUGUUCAUGCAAGAGACAUCAUUACUUCACUAGUGAAACUGAAUGUACAAAACAGCUCUCACUUUGAAUGGUUGAAGCAGCUGCGUUAUUACUGGGAGGAAGAUAUAGACAACUGUGUUGCACGAAUGUCAAGUGCAUGUUAUGUUUAUGGAUAUGAGUACCUGGGAGCAUCUCCACGCUUGGUGAUAACACCUCUUACUGAUAAAUGUUACCUUUGCCUGAUGGGUGCUUUGCAACUAGACUUAGGUGGAGCUCCUGCAGGACCAGCAGGUACAGGGAAAACAGAGACUACAAAAGAUCUUGCUAAGUCAUUGGCUAUACAGUGCGUAGUGUUCAACUGCUCAGAAGGUCUGGAUUAUAAGAUGAUGGGUCGGUUUUUCUCUGGUUUGGCACAGUCUGGUGCAUGGUGCUGCUUUGAUGAAUUCAAUCGAAUUGACAUUGAAGUAUUGUCAGUUAUUGCACAGCAACUAAUUACAAUAAGAAAUGCCAAGGCUGCAAAACUCGCCAGAUUUGUAUUUGAAGGAAGGGAGAUUAAGCUUAUACAAACUUGUGCUGCUUUUAUUACAAUGAACCCAGGAUAUGCUGGCAGGACAGAGUUACCAGACAACUUAAAAGCACUUUUCCGGCCAAUAUCCAUGAUGGUUCCUGACUAUGCUCUUAUUGCAGAAGUAAUCCUUUAUUCUGAAGGUUUUGAGUCAUCCAAGAAUCUUGCAAACAAGAUGGUGCAAAUGUAUAAACUAUGCAGUGAGCAACUAUCUCAGCAGGAUCACUAUGACUUUGGGAUGAGGGCAGUAAAAAGUGUGCUGGUUAUGGCUGGUUCUCUGAAGAGAGAGAAUCCUGAUAAGAGUGAAGAUGUUGUACUUAUUAGAGCAUUGAGAGACAGUAAUCUUCCAAAAUUCCUCACUGAUGAUGCUACAUUAUUUCAGGGUAUUUUAGGUGAUCUGUUCCCUGGUGUUGAGAUCCCAGAGCAGGAUUAUGGAGUCUUACAAGCUGCUAUAAUAACAGUCAUGGAAGAGAAUGAUUUGCAGCCAGAAUCAUGUAUGAUUGCAAAGGUGAUACAGUUCCACGAGACAAUGAUUGUUCGACAUGGUGUUAUGCUUGUUGGCCCUACAGGGGGUGGAAAGACAACUGUUAUAAAUGUACUGAAAGAUACCCUCACUAGACUACAUGCUGAUGGUGUACCAGGGCCUGUUUAUCGGCCUGUAAUAACAUAUGUAUUAAAUCCCAAAUCUGUAACUUUAGGAGAGCUUUAUGGUGAAGUGAAUUUACUAACAAUGGAAUGGAGAGAUGGCCUCUUAGGAAUCAUGGUUCGCACUGCUUGUGAAGAUGAAAUACAUCAGUGGGUAAUCUGUGAUGGUCCGGUAGAUGCAGUCUGGAUUGAGAAUAUGAAUACUGUCCUAGAUGACAACAAAAUGUUAUGUUUGGCAAACUCAGAACGUAUAAAACUCACACCUUGGGUCCACAUGGUCUUUGAGGUGCAAGAUUUAGCACAAGCCUCCCCUGCUACAGUCAGUCGCUGUGGGAUGGUCUAUAUAGAUCCUGAAGAAUUGCAGUAUAUGCCAUAUGUAAACACUUGGCUGAAGAAUCUUGGUGCACCAAUGCCACCUGAACUUAAAGAUUAUGUCAAGCAGUUGUAUGAAGGUUAUGUUGACAAAGGACUGACCUUUGUUAAGAAAAACUGCAACCAUGCAAUAGCACAGGCAGAUAUCAGCAAAGCUACUAUGCUUUGUGGGCUGAUGGAGAGUCUAAUUAUGUCACCUGGAAGUAUUGAUAAAACGUCUGAUGCUUCUCGAAUAAAAAAUUUCCUCUGCCAGGCCUAUGUGUUUUCAUAUCUUUGGUCCCUUGGUGGCAACCUCACUGAUGCAUCCCAAGAAAAAUUUGAAAUCUUUGUGAAGGAGCAGUUUGAUGACCAUCCAGAUGCACGUUUGCCAGCUGCUGAUGAUCUGUGGAGUGUGUAUGUAAACAUUCCACAAAAAAGAAUGAGCCUUUGGAGCAGCAUAGUGCCGGCUUUUCAAUUUGAUCGGGAAAUGCCUUUUUUUGAAAUGUUAGUACCAACUACUGAUACUGUCCGUUUUGGUUAUGUAACUGAGAGGUUACUUUCUGUCAAGAGGCAUGUCUUACUCACAGGAGACACAGGUGUUGGGAAAUCUGUCAUUGCUAAAGAGGUUCUGAACAAAUUGUUAGCACAAGGAGAUCAUAUUACUGUGGCACUGAAUUUUUCUGCCCAGACAAGCAGUAGUCGCACACAAGAAAUAUUUGAAGCUAAGUUGGAGCGAAGAAAAAAAACUGUGCUGGGCCCUCCACUUGGCAAAAAACUUGUUUUCUUUGUGGAUGAUGUCAACAUGCCAAAGCUGGACACCUAUGGUGCCCAGCCUCCAAUUGAAUUAUUAAGACAAUAUCUUGACUUUGGUGGGCUGUAUGACAGAGAGAAAUUGUUCUGGAAAGAAAUUCAAGAUGUUGUUGUUAUAGCAGCAUGUGCACCACCUGGAGGUGGAAGGAAUCCAUUGACUCCUCGAUUUGUGCGCCAUUUUUCUAUGCUGUUUAUUCCUUCACCUUCUGAGUUCACACUGAAAAAUAUUUUCAAGGUAAUACUGCGUGGCUUUCUUAGUGAUUUCACAAACCCAGUGAAAGACUUAGGAGAUAUUAUUGUAAAUUCAUCAGUGGAAAUAUAUAAUCGAAUAUCAGAAGACCUCCUGCCCACACCUGCAAAAUCCCACUAUGUCUUCAAUCUACGUGAUUUAUCAAAGUGUAUACAAGGUGUACUGCAAGCAGAUGCUGGCACUGUGAGGGAAGCUAUCCAGAUGAUGAGGUUGUUCUAUCAUGAAUGCCUGCGAGUUUUUCAUGACCGUUUAAUAAAUAUUGAAGAUAAAAGCUACUUUUAUAAAUUAAUGUAUGAGGUAUGCAAUCGCACCUAUGGAGAUCCUGUCAUUCAGUUGCCUGAAGAGGAAAUAAUUCUUCGCCCGCCUGUUCUUCUCUUUGGCGAUUUCAUGGUUAUGGGAGCAUCUAAAGAGGACAAAGUAUAUGAAGAAAUAACAGACAUUGAGAAGUUCAAGAAAGUAGCUCAGGACUAUUUAGAAGACUACAACUUAACCACACCCAAAGAAAUGAAACUUAUAUUUUUUAUGGAUGCUCUGGAACACAUAACUCGGCUGGCACGAAUUUUAAGAGCAGAAAGAGGAAAUGGACUGCUGGUGGGUGUAGGAGGAAUGGGUAAGCAAAGCUUGACCCGACUUGCAGCACAUCUCUGUGGAUACAAGUGUUUUCAGAUUGAGCUGACACGUAAUUAUGAUCACGCAUCAUUCCAUGAUGAUCUUCGUUUAUUAUAUUUUAAUGCAGGUGCAUUGAAUCAGGACACAGCCUUUCUCUUUACAGAUUCACAGAUUGUGUCAGAGGAAUUUCUAGAAGAUAUCAACAACAUUUUGAACUCAGGUGAAGUGCCUAAUCUUUUUGAAUCUGAUGAGUAUGAAAAAGUUAUCAUUGCAUCAAGGAAUGAUGCAAAGGAGGCAGGUAUUGAUGAAGGAAACAGAGAUGGAAUAUUUGAGUUUUUUAUAAGCAGAGUUAGAAGCAGGCUCCAUUUAGUUUUAUGUAUGAGUCCUGUGGGAGAUGCCUUUAGGCGAAGGUGCCGUAUGUUUCCCUCCUUGGUUAACUGUUGCACAAUUGACUGGUUUGUGGAAUGGCCUCAAGAAGCGCUGCUGUCAGUAGCAAGCACAACACUUGCAGAAGUUGGUAGUGAGGAACUAAUUGAAAAACUCUCUACAAUGUGUGUCACAAUUCAUGAGAGUGUGGCACAAAUGACAAUACGUUUCUACAACGAGAUGCGGCGGUAUUAUUACACAACUCCAAGUAGCUACUUGGAACUCUUGAAGCUGUACUUGACUAUGCUGCAGAAUAAGACAGACCAGUUACAAAAGAAACAUGACCGUAUUGCUAAUGGCCUACGGAAACUGUAUGAAACAAAUGAAUUAAUCGAUAGAAUGAAGAUUGAAUUGACUGCAAUGGAACCAGAACUGAAGCAGAAAUCAAUAGACGCAGUUGAACUUAUGAAGCAUUUAGUAAAAGAGCAGGCACAAGCAGAUAAAGUGAGGAAGAUUGUGGUGGCAGAUGAGGCAGUCGUAAAGGUAAAAGCCCAAGAAACUCAGCAGCUAGCAGAUGAAGCACAACGUGAUCUAGAUGCAGCACUGCCAGCAAUGGAAGCAGCUAUGAAGGCUCUGGAAUCACUCAAUAAGAAUGAUAUCAAUGAACUUCGUGUGUUUACUAAACCACCACAACUAGUCAAAUUUGUUAUGGAAUCUGUAUGUCUUCUUAUGGGUGCGAAAACUGACUGGGCUUCAGCAAAAACCCUGCUUGGAGACACUAACUUCCUGAAGAGGCUUCAAGACUAUGAAAAGGACAAUAUAACAGACAACAUGUUGAAGAAACUGAAACAGUAUGUGGAUCAUCCAGACUUCACCCCUGAGACUGUCGCAGGUGUAUCAAAAGUUUGUAAAUCGAUAUGCAUGUGGGUACGAGCAAUUGAUUGUUAUGCCAAAGCAUAUCGUGUUGUACAGCCAAAGAAAGCUAAGCUGGCAGCAGCAGAACAGGAACUCAAUCAAAUAAUGUCAGUACUGCGUGAGAAACAGCAAGCAUUGGCAGCAGUAGAGAAACAGAUUGCAGACCUGGAAGCAACAUAUGACAGAAGUGUCAAUGAGAAAGCAGAGCUUGAACGAAUGAUGGAACUCACUGCUAACCGUCUGGUUCGUGCUGGUCACCUCACAACUGCUCUUGGUGAUGAGCAGCUGCGAUGGGAGAAAUCUGUUAAGGAUUUAAAAGAAGCACUGAUAACAGUUGUGGGAGAUGUUCUGGUGGCUGCUGCAUGUGUUGCUUACCUAGGGGCAUUUACAAACAAUUAUCGUGUAGAGCUAGUUCAAAAGUGGGUCGAACAUAUCAUGGCUUUGGAGAUUCCUGCAUCUGAGGUUUUCAGUUUAAUCAAUAUUCUGGCAGAUCCAUUUGAAAUAAGACAGUGGAAUGUCUAUGGAUUGCCACGUGAUAAUGUCUCAACAGAAAAUGCAAUAAUGGUCACUAAAGGCAGUAGAUGGCCUCUGAUGAUCGAUCCUCAAGAACAGGCAAGCAGAUGGAUAAGACAAAUGGAAAGUGAAAAUCAAAUAAAAAUCGUGAAACUGACAGAUGCAGGAUUUAUGCGGUCACUUGAAGGUGCUGUUCGAGUUGGUAUGCCUGUAUUACUUGAAGAAUUAGGGGAAACAUUGGAUCCCACUCUUGGACCAAUACUUCUACGCCAGACAUUUGUCCAGGGUGGAAGACUUCUCAUUCAUCUUGGUGAUUCAGAUGUUGAAUAUGAUCCUAAUUUCCGUUUUUAUAUGACAACCAAGCUCUCCAAUCCUCACUACCUUCCUGAAGUGUGCAUACAAGUGACAAUUGUUAAUUUCACUGUUACUCGUUCAGGACUAGAAGAUCAGCUUUUGAGUGAUGUUGUCCGCCUGGAGAGACCUGAUCUGGAGAAACAACGAAAUGAACUAAUAACUAGGAUUAAUAAUGACAAAACACAACUGCAGAAUAUUGAGGAUAAAAUAUUAAGAAUGUUGUUUACAUCCGAGGGUAACAUUCUUGAUGAUGAAGAGCUAAUUGAAACACUUAAUAAAAGCAAGGAAACUUCUGGAACCAUUGCAGCCAGACUUGUUGAGGCAGAAGCAACUGAACAAAAAAUUUCUGUUGCUAGAGAGAAAUACAGAACUGUGGCUGCUCGUGGUUCUGUUUUAUAUUUUGUUGUUGCACAGUUGGCAGAAAUUGAUCCCAUGUAUCAGUACUCACUACGAUAUUUUAAUCAGGUCUUCAACACAGUAAUUGAAACAAGUGAAAAAUCAGAUAUACUGGACGUCAGAUUAAUGACACUCCUCGCUGCAAUUACACUUGCAGUGUAUACAAAUGUUUCACGUGGUUUAUUUGAACGACACAAGUUGGUGUUCAGUUUUCUACUAUGUAUAAAUAUAUUAAAACAUGCUGGUGAGAUAACAGAAGCUCAGUGGGGAUUUCUUUUAAGAGGACCAAUGUCUGCAAAAAAGGACCUUCCAAAGAAGCCUGAUAUCCCGACUCUCUCAGAUGCUAUGUGGAUGGCUGUCAACUUCUUGGAUGAUGCAUUUCCUAGUUUCAAGGGCAUCACAAAUGAUGCACUAAAAGCCAUACCAGUAAUGAUUGGAACUUUUAAACAGGUAAUAAAUCUUACCAAUGAUUCAGCAGCACCUAUUGUUGAAAGCUGGGAUCAAACUCUUAGCAUGUUUGAGAAGCUAAUGCUUCUAAAAGCACUGAAAGAAGAAAAGCUUGUUUUUGCUAUUACUGCCUUUGUGAGAGAAAAGCAAGGCCAAAGUUUUAUCGAAAGUCCGCAAGUCAGUUUACAUGUUCUCUACAAGGAUACCUCAAAUGUUGUGCCUCUCAUAUUUGUUUUGAGCACUGGAUCUGACCCUUUUGGAGCAUUUCAAAGGUUUGCUACAGAGAAAGGAUUCAGAGACAGAAUUCUGUCUAUUUCAUUGGGGCAAGGUCAAGGUCCAGUUGCUGAAAAACUUAUUGGUACCGGCACAGCAAACGGAGACUGGGUCUUUUUGCAGAACUGUCACCUUGCAACUUCAUGGAUGUUAUCUAUGGAAAAAAUCAUCAUUGGUUUCUCAGAGAAUCCAGAACAAGUUAAUCCUGAUUUCCGCUUAUUCCUCAGCUCAAUGCCAUCAAAAUCUUUUCCUGUGUCUGUUCUUCAGAACUCUGUAAAGGUUACAAAUGAACCACCAAAAGGUCUUCGUGCAAAUAUAAAAAGGGCAUUCCUUGAACUUACAGAGGAUUUCUUUGAAGAUCACCCACUUGGUCCAGACUGGAGAAAAAUGAUAUUUGGCAUAUGUUUCUUCCAUGGAGUAAUUCAAGAACGUAAGAAGUUUGGUCCACUUGGCUGGAAUAUUACAUAUGAAUUCAAUGACAGUGACAGAGAGUGUGCAUUAAAUACAAUGAAGAUGUUCUGUGCUGAAAACUCAAUUCCUUGGGAUGCUCUUGAAUAUAUCACUGGGGAAAUAACAUACGGAGGCCGUGUUACUGAUUCAUGGGACCUCAGAUGUCUCAAAACAAUACUGAAAGGAUUUUUCUCACCAAAAAUUUUAAAGUCAGGAUAUAUUUAUUCUGCAUCUGGUGUCUACUAUUGCCCUGAAUCUGAAGAUUUUUCGACACUGGAGCAGUACAGAAACUUUAUAGACCAACUUCCAAUUAUAGAGGAACCAGAGAUUUUUGGAAUGCACGAAAAUGCAAAUAUAGCUUUUCAGGUAAAGGAAACACAGACAGUCAUUCUUACAAUUCUUGAUGUCCAACCUCGAGAAUCAAGUGGAGCAGAAGGAAAAUCCAGUGAUGAAAUAAUAUUUGAACUUGCAGAUGCAAUAAGAGGACAAAUUCGGAAGAAGUUGGAUCCAGAUGAAAUUCACCCAUCUCUUCUUGUACGUGAUGAAAAAGGACGAUUGCCUUCUCUAACAACUGUUUUACUGCAAGAGACUGACCGAUUUAAUAAACUGUGCCAUACCCUGCAUUCUUCACUUGACAAUCUUCAGAAAGCCAUUAAGGGCUUGGUGGUGAUGUCAGAAGCCCUAGAAGAGAUGUUUAUCUCCUGCAUGAAUAACCAGGUGCCAAAAAUGUGGGCAACAGUGGGAUACUUAUCUCUUAAGUCACUUGGAAGCUGGAUACGUGAUCUUGAAACAAGACUUGACUUCAUACAGACAUGGUUAACAAGUGGACAGCCUAUCUCAUUCUGGAUAUCUGGCUUCUUUUUCCCACAAGGUUUUCUGACAGGUACUUUACAGACGCAUGCACGAAAAUAUGAACUGCCUAUUGAUCAACUGAAAUUUGAGUUCACAGUACAAAAGGUGGUACUAGAUCAGGAACUGCUGAAGGCAGCACACUAUCAAGCAGAAGGAAAAGAGGUUCCAGAAAUGUAUGAAGGACUAAAAAGACCAAGUGAUGGAGUCCUCGUGCAUGGAAUAUUUCUAGAUGCUUCAAGAUGGGAUCUUCAGACAAUGACACUGUGUGAUCCAAAUCCUGGCGAAAUGAAUCCUCCUCUUCCUGUGACCUUACUGACGCCCGUAACUGCACUUACUUACAAAGGAAUAAGAUAUGUCGCACCACUGUAUAAAACAUCUGAACGUGCUGGGGUGCUUUCAACUACGGGUCACAGUACCAAUUUCGUCAUUGCUUUUUAUCUACCUUCAAAGCAAGAGGAAAGUUACUGGAUUUUGAAAGGUGCAGCUCUGUUAACGCAAAUAACGGACUGAAUAUGCAUACUAGUUAUUUGCACGUUUAUUUAUUUUUUUUAUUUAGGUUGGUGUUGUGUCCUGCAACGUAG